ACGUGCAAUAUGAAGGUAGAAAUGGCGGCGCUUGUUGCAGGUGUACAGUAUGGGUUAUCACAGGGACAUUUUAAUGAAAAUAAGUCUUUAAUUUUUGUGAAAUUAACAGAUUCGGCAUUUCGUGCGAUAGAGGAAUAUUCCAGGAAUCGAAAUAAAUGCAAUGAAAACCCCACAAUCCAGUUCCUAGAUAAUGGGAAUGAAGGACGCCUCUCUUUCCCGUCUAUUUCUCAGCCGGCUCAGCGUGGAGGGCGAGUUGGCUUUAAUUUUAGUCUUUCUAACAAUGCUGACAUUGAAGGACCUCAGGGUAGUUUUGAAUGUAUCAAACAAAAUGGGCCAAAGUGCUUGGAAACUGUCGGCUCCCUCCAAUGUAAAAUGCGUAUCCAUGCCAACGAAGACAUCUAUGAAGCUACCAGGAGUAGAAUGGCAGCUGUUGAACAGCAGCAAAAGAAAAAUUGCACUAGGGAAAUAGAGCUAAAUAAAACUGGUAUUGGAAGGAAAGCUAAAAUAUGCCGGAAUAGUGCUCCAAAAAUAGAUCCUAUUCCUCCCUCAUCGUAUGGUUACCCAUCUAUCAAGUACCAAACUAGUAGUAGUAAUAAGUCAAGUUGUUCGCCCGCGUUAAAACAUGGAAACCCAGAUAUUGUGAGACAACCCCUAAGAACUAGAUUAAUUCAUCUAUUAGCUGUGAGAAAUUAUAAAAAGCCUGAAAUUUACGCUGCAAUUUCUCGAGAUGGAAUGAAAGAACGUGAUAAAAAUCAAUUAAUGCCAACUCUUUUAAGUAUAGCUUCUGUUCGUGACAAUACUUACCGGUUAUUUAGACAUAUUUGGAAUGAAGUUAGAGAAGACUGGCCUUUUUAUACGGAACAAGAAAGGCAAAUGUUAAAAAGGAACAAACCCCAAAACUUAACUCCUCCAGGUAAUAGUGAUGGUGGAAGUUCUGCAAGUAGUGGUCAAUCGCCUGGAAGUAAUCAUCCCGGAAGUCCUCCCUCAGCGAUAGAGGGGCCUUCCUCGCUCAAACGUCCCGGCUAUUUCAAUGGAGUUGAUGGGAUUCAAACGAAACGUCACAGGGUAUCACAUUACCGAAAACCAGCGGGGAACGGGACAAGCAUCUCUUCUAUUCCUAGCCAAAACGAUGAAUCAAGGUUUAGCGCCAAGUCAAAAAUGGAUAGUUUAGCUAAUGAUAAUGGAUUCAGCAGUAAAAGGACGCGCAUGGAUAAUAUGGACCUAUUCAACAACAUGAAUGAUCGAAGCCCACUAUCGUUAAAUACCAUGACAUCUUACAAAGCCGAAACUGAUUCUGAUAAUGAUGACUUUUUCUGCCCUAAAUCAUUGAAUAGGAGCUCGUCUCCUCAACUUAGCCCUGUAGUUAAUAAGAAUUAUUCUCCUUCUACCGCUCACAAUGCUCACAUUAGUUCAACACCUUCGGAUGCCAGACUUUCUAGCACGGACGUGACGCAAAGAAAAUCUAGUAAAUUACCGAAAUUGUGUCUAGAUAAUGAAGAAGUUCGUGCCGAUGUUAGUUCAUGGUUAAAUAAUAGCUCUGAUGAUGUUGACAUGGCAUUGCCCGAACAGCAGUACACUACGUCGUCAACAAAACCCUACGAUGUCACGUCUUCCACUGAUAUUAUGUCCAAAUCUGAUAGUCAGUUCCCGUCUUUGUCUGAAUCUGUGCCAGUUGAUACGAGUCAUGUAAAAAAGGAGAAUCUAGACAAGAGUCAUAUGAAAAAACAAACUCCCGACACAAGGCAAAUCAAGAAGGAAAACAUAGACACAAGGCAUGUGAAGAAAGAAAAUGUGAGUGCAAGUCAUUUAAAGAAGGAGAAUUUGGACAUGAAUACUUGUAAUCAAAAUAGUUCGGCUUUAGUCCAGGACUCUUUUCAACCCUUAGAAUGUACAGUGCAACAAGCUCAACCGCUACCUAGAUAUAUGAAGGACUAUACUACUAUAAAGACUUUAGAGCAGCGUAGAAAAUAUAAAGACGAUUUUAAUGCGAAUUAUACAGAGUAUAAAAGUCUGCAUAAAAUUGUAGAGCACACUACUGCGAAAUUCUCGUAUCUGGAAGAGGAACUGAAAAAGCACCCCAAAAAUUCAGCAGAAUAUGAGAAAAUCAAGAAAGAAAUUGUGAUGAGGUAUAAAGCAGUCAAGAAUAACAAGAAUUAUCAAGCAACUAAGCAAAAGUUUCAGUACCUUCAUGACAAACUAUCACACAUUAAGAAAUUAGUCUCUGAUUUUGACAACCUUCACUUGAAAAAUAGCAAUGCUUGUAAAAUGGAGCCUGUAAGUUGAAAAAUGGAGAUUUUAUAGCUGUUUUUACUGUUAAAAUUACAUUGAAGAUAAACUGCGUCCAAAUAUUGAAAAAAGAAAUUAGGAACAUCCAGUGGCUAACUAAUCCCUUUUUUUCCUGCCUGUUGCCACUCAGUGAUUUUUUCCUCUCGUUUGACAGAGGUCAAAUGGAACUAUCAUUUCUCUUUAGAAAGCUACCAUUCCUUCCUCGCUGUUUUCUCCAUAAUUUUAAUGUAAUAUUUUUACCCAGUCAAACAAAAAUUACAAUCUCUUAGUUUUUAAAUAUCACUUUUAAUUAUUGUGAUGACUUAGUAUGACUUAGUAUCAUUUGCGACUUUAUUUUACAAUUUUUUUUACAAAUUUACCAGGUCACAUUCUUUGACCUGGGUAUUUUGGCAAUUUGGCAUCAUAAAACUGUGUAUUUAUUUUGUUCACAAAAUUUUCCUUGUCCGUCAGGCCAUAAAUUUCUAAUUGCAGCCAAUACCUCCUCAAACGUGUAAAAAAUUCCAGAGAAAGCUAUUUUCUUUAUCUUGCUCUCAUUGCAAGAUAUCUUCGCUGCGGAAUUUCAAUGUUGGUGUUAAUUUUUUUUUUUUUUUGCCUCAGUGUAUGUUAAUUACUGGGUAUGAAUGAAUCAUUGCGCUUGUACGGAAUUUGUUAUUUUGAUGUCAGACUCAUGUUGGAUGAAAUUGUUCCUUUUAAAUUGUAUUAUAGCCAAUAUCUUAAGAGAUUACGAUGAAAUUCUUGAAUGAUUCAAGCAGCCAUUAAAAUUAGUGGAAAAUUUAUUGUUAGAGAAAUUAAUUUUUGAGAUGACAAUGACUGGGAAAAUAGUUGCACAAGUCAGUUUGAUUUUCCUUUUGUUUUUAAUGGAUUUUGAUUCCAUCUGUAAUUGUUACAAUCAUCCUCUGUUUUAUCGUUUUGUUACCUACCUUUUUUAUUUAUUUAUUUAUUUUUUUUUAAAUUUUGUUUACUUGUCAUUUAAUGUUAAUGAGCAAUCAAGUAGAAUGAAGAAUUGUUGAUGGCAGUUUUGCAUUAAGAAAUGCAAUCAACUGUGCAAAAUCUUUACUUUUUCAAUCAGAACUGUUUGUAUGAUGAAAAUAAUCCUCUCAGGGAAAAUUUUCUUCAAACAAUUUUGUCCUUUUCAAAUGUUUCAUCAGUUUGUUUCAUUUUUGGGGGUUUUAAUAUUUUUUGCAGUUCCCAACAUUUUAAAUUUCAAUUAGAUUUCGUAAAUCAUUACGACCAAUUUACCAAAAAGUGGUGCCUUACACAGGAAUCAUCGACUUGUCUCCUAGCAGUGUCUUUUUCGCAACCUCCAUCGAGUAAAAUACAGUGUAUUAACUGCAGUUUUCUGGUCAAGGCAUUUUUACCUAGUGCUGCAAAAGUACCAGGAAACAAUAUUUUUUUUUUUUUAAUCCUUUUAACCGUUUCAAAUCAUCAACAAACAAAUAAAAAAAAUUAUUAUAAAUCAUCAUAUGUAGAAAAGGAUUCUUCAUUUUGCCGAUGUCAGUUUUUUCAUUCAAUCUGAAAUUGAAAUAACGUCUUUAAGUGUCAUUUCUCAAGAGAGGUGAACAACUUCUUUUGUUUUUUAUCCCUCUAUUAAACCGUGUAGUUUUAGCGUGUCUUCUCAUGAUAACAGGAGGCAUUCGAAUGCGUGCAAAUACAAUAAAUUUUUCUGUAUCUGUAAUGUCUCUAAAGAUUCAGUCGGACGUUGCCGUCAAAUUGAUUGAAUUGAACUUCCUGAAAUAAUCAGUACCAAAGUGUAACGUUCUGCAAAUGUGACCGUUGUAUUUUUUUUUUUUUAAUUCUAACAUGAAUCAGACAGAAAAAGUUAUUUUAUCUGAGCAAUAUACAAUGACAUUUUUAAAAUUUAGGAUGUCCCAUUCUCAGUCGUUCUGUUGAAGGUUAAAAGAAUGCUCAUUACCAGGUUAAGUCAUACUGGCAACUUCCUAGCUCAUAUUGCAACUUUUGAAAAGCUCAUGUUGGCAACUCUCAGUUUCAAAGUGAAGAGUCUAAUUGGACUGCUGACUUAUUGGAAAGAAGCUCAAGGUUAUUUUUGGCUGUAAAGUUUUGGUCACGAUCUCUUGUUGCUUAGAUCCUGGUGUCGUGAACUUUUUGAAAAUUUUUGUUAAAGUGAAUUUCGUUCAGUCAAAAAAUAGUAUUUUUCCGAUUCACAGUCUCCUUGACUAUCUGAAUGCCCUCAUGUCCUUCCAGUAUUUUUCCAUCAAACAUCAAAAAAUCGGAAUACCUGUUGGUAUGUUUUCAUCUCGUAGAUUUUCUCUUAAUUUGGACGCAGUUGUUUUGAUGGUGACUGAAUUUCAUUCUAAUAUUUCUUAGGCGCUAUAGCAGUUAAUGAUUAGCCCUUUUCAAUGAUAUAUAAUCAUAUAUAUUUUUAUUUAUUUUUAAUUACUUUAAAACAAAAAUUUUAUUUUUUAGUUACUUUUUCUUUACGCACCCUUUUCCCUACCCCCUCCCUUUCCAUCAUCCAUUGUGUUUUCCUCUGCCUCAUUGUUGGUCCAAAAAAAAAUUCAAAGGAACCAUGUAUUUGAAAGAAAUUUCUAAAUAAAUAUAAAUAAUCUUAAAUCAAAUUUUAAAGAAAACCGAAGCUUAGUUUUAAAAAAAAUGUAAAAUAGGUUUAAAAAGGAAAAAAAAGUUGGAUAAUGUUUAAAAAAUGAAAAUGAAAAAAAAAAGAAGAAAAAAAAAGAAAAAAAUUAAAUAAAAUAAUGAAAUGAAAAAACCCAAAAAUUUAAAUUGAGGAAGAAACGCUGUAUAAAGAAAGGAUGUAUUCAUUUAAAAAGUAAGUAACCUAAGUACCCAUAGUGUGAGUGUUCAUUUAAUAUUAAAGUUUUCUACCUUCAAAUGACUUUUUACCCAAUAACAUAUAUUUUUGUCAAAUUUUACAAAUUUUGUACUGAAAUCAAAGAUCGAAUUUUCUAUUUUUUAGAUAGUAUUUUGAAACCAUAUCAAAAUAUUAGAAGCAGAAUGUCUUUAAUUCUGUACUGAAAGUUUGCUAUAUGUGCAUAAAAUAUCCUUAUGGUACCCUUUCAGCAUGCUUUUAAGGAUUCUUUCCUUUUUAAAAUGAUUUAUUUUUGUACCUAAUUGUACAUUUUCAAGAGAAAUUCAUCCAAAAUUCUUAUAAUACUUUAGAAAAUUGAUAAAUAAGAAGCAAUUUUGUUAGUUCUAGCUGCAAAUUUUUCCUCUCAGUUUGGUCAGACGUUGUAGAAUUUUUUUUUGUAUUCUAUACUCGAGGUUUUUCGUCAGCAGCUCUGUUGUGCACAAUUGGUAUAUAUUUGUCAACUAGUGAUAUCGUUCUCAAGAGUCAGUCAGGAUUGAUGCGCUGCAUAUUUCUGAAUGGUUUAUUGGAAGGAGUGUGCCGUAUUUUUGAAGUUAAUCAUUCUUUAAUUCAUUCAGCUUUAUCAAAAAUAGGGGAAAUUGUGGAUUUUUUGGAGAUAAACUACUUUUAGUCAGUCGUGAAGAAAUGUAAUUUGCCUCAUUUUUGUGUGUUUUUUACAUUGCAAAAUGAAUCCAUCUAUCUGGCUUUUGAGUUAUAUCAACUGCAUAUGUUUCUCCCGGAGUCCUAGUGAAUACCUUGCACUAUCAAAUAUUUUUCUCUCGAUCAAAAGAGAUGAGAGCUGAUUCGGUCAAAUCAGUUUAAAUAAAUUCUUUGUUUCCUUGCUAUUGUUGAUUGUUUCCUUUGUUCAGUGAUUCUAUCGACUGUAUCACAGACUUGUGCAUACUUAGUUGUUUUUUUCCAUUCUCUUGUUGUGUACUUAAUUAAAUUCGAAGAUGACCAGAGACUAACAGGAACUUUGAUUCAUCCAUAAGUAAAAAGUAACGAGUUAAGCUUUAAGUAAUCCUCUGUUUGCAGCUACAGGUUUCAGCUUUAACCAUAUUUGCUCUCGUUGAGAAAUUUUUAAUGCCAAAGGAUUAUAACUUGAUGAGAGCCGAUCAUAAUUUGACUCACUUAAUGAAAUUCGACUUAUAUCACCAUGCCCAUCACUCUAAGGUGAGAGGAGGAAGCUCACAUAGGUUUUUCUCUCAUUUUUACGAAAGAAAUGUUCGUCCUUUGAAGAGAAUAUACCAUCUUAAUAUCUAAUGCUGCCCUUGAUUUAAAUAUCCAAAGCAAAAUUAGUCAGAGUGAAGGAAUCAUGCAAAAUGAUUUUACUCAAUUCCAAACUGUCUGGUGUGUCAGUUGCAUUUAAUCAUACCAAAAAACUGCUCAUAUUUGUCCUUUUAGUUUUUGAAAAAUUGAGUUUAGCUCCAUUUCAAAAUUUUGUUGAAUGUUUGAUGUGGUUACAAUCUUUGAACUUAUUUAAUACAUUCCUGACUCGUAGUUGAACAUCGAGAUGGAUGAACAUUUUAUUUUAUGUUAUUUUAACUCCAAAAUUUAAGUUUUUUUCUGGUAGUUUUUGUGAAAUUUUAGUCUUUGGUCAUCUUCAUGAUUUUAUAGAAUUGAUUUGUUAAUAUGUUUUGCUGACGAAUCUAAUUCACAGGAAAUAUAAUCGUGCAAAUUGAAUCUCUGACUCUUUUUUUUUUUCAUUUUUCUCUGUGGGAUGUUGCUCUUAAUUUUUAGAACAGUGGUUCAAUAUUGAUCUGCCACACAUCAUUUCACUGAAGUAUAUGCAAAUGCGAACAAUCCAAUUUUUUAUUCCUUCUGAAGCAAUAAGAACUUUUUAAUCAUGCUGUAUAUUGGGAGAACUCUAUACUCACUCGUAUCAGCAUUUUUAUCCCUCUAUCAGACUUCUUUAGACAGAGCGUAGGCUAAAAAGCCUGGAUUUAUUUUCUGUUCAUCGCUGACUUUGAAUUCUAGGUUAUUUAUCUGACUUACAACACCAUUAUGAUGCUAAAAUUUUUUGCUGCUGUUUUUGGCAGCUUUUAAAAUGAAAGGCCUAACUUCCUGUCAAUCAGUAAUAUUUAAACUUCACAUAUUCAAGUUGUAACACCACCAUAAUGCUGAGAUCUGUCUUCAGAUGAACUGGUCAGGUUUAUUUCUUUCUUUUGGAAGAAAGUAGGUUCAGUACUAGGAUCUAGGGACUUGGUUCCCUCAAGAAGGGAAAUUUUAUUAAAAGAAUUGCAGUAAGUACAAUUACAAUUACUUUGGAUCACAAGGUUUUUCUAUAUGUACAUGAAAUAUUUUACUUAUUGCCUGUUCUACCAAGUAGUCGACCUCUCGGCCGUAAAACACUUGCUCCCUUGUCAAAAAUUGAUGAAUCCUCUUUUGGGGACAGUGUGACUGUAAAUUAAUGAGAUUAGUGGAAGUUUUCGCACAAUUUUUAAAACUUUUCAAUGGGACAAUUUCACAACUAACCAUGGAAUAAAAUGCUUUCAGCGUUACCCAUAGUUAAUUAAAGAGAAGGUAUGCAAAGAUAGGAUGAAUAAAGAUUUAGAUUUAUGUUCAAGAGAAGACUAUUCUAUAAGUUUUUGAAAUUAGAAUCCUGGACCUAUGAAGCGCUUACUAAGCCACAUUUUUAAGAUGUUUUGAAAAAUGGACCAACCAGACUGAGAAUGGACGAUUAUAAUUUCAAGCUUUGACUGAUGAAAAUAAGUGUUUAAGUUUUUGAAGUCUAAAAUAAAUUUUGCAGCUCUUUGUCAAAAUAUUAAUUGAAAUUUUCUGUAAUAAGGAAAAACAAACAACUGUCAACAAACAACCGUUAAAUAUGCAGCUGAAGAGAAUCUCAAUAAUGUUUAAAAACCCCUGUUUCAUUCUUAAAUUAAAUUGACUCAAGGGACAUUUUGGAAUUUCAACUGCUCCCAUCUUUAAAUAAUACGGAUUCAUUUUACAUGGGCUGUCAUUUAACUGAGGCCAGCUGCAGCUGUUGAAUUCCUAAAGUGUGCCUGAGCAUUAAAGUUGUGAACUAAAGUUUUAAAACUGGUUUUUUAAGCCUUGCAAUAAUAAAUGGUUGAAUGUUAAUGCUUUAAAAGUAAUUCAAAAUGUGUGCUGUAAGUUGCCAUACUGCCGUGCUAAAGAAAAACGCUGUAUGAACUAUCAAACGUUGCCAUGUUUCCUCUAAUACUAAACAGUUAUAGUAAUAAAAUCGUGGAUAUUUUGCUUCCAAUUUUCUAAACCAUUUUGUUCACAAUUCAAUCUAAAAUGUCGGAAAAUUUCAUGUAAAAAUAUGCAGAACUUUCCUGAAGUAUGAAUGUUUUAUCGAGGUAUAUGUGGCAAUGUCUGAAGGUUCCUAUGGAAUUUUUCCUUCGCAUGGCAGCUGAGGCAAACAUAUAUGAAUCAGAUGCAUAGCUGUUUUUCAACGCACCAUUUUAUUCUCAAAUGCUGUGAGCCCAAAAGAAAAUUUCUCUUUAUCAACAAUUUUUUAAGAAUUUAAUAGAAGAAAAGUAGCAAUUAUCAAUUUUUUGUAGUGAGAGAGCAUAAUGAUGGUGAGACUGCAGAAAUGCAGUUCUUGGUUUGCGGCACUGCAGACUUCCUGCUGUAGUUUAUUUUCUACAUGGAAAACUACUAAACAUCACUCUUUUAAAACUUACGCAAUUUUUCUUUUGUAUGUAAAGAAUAUUUUGUGAAAAUUAUAGGGCAUGAUGUUUAUUCGAUUCCUUUUCAAAAAACAGAAUGAGAGGAGAGAUUUUAAAACAUUGCAUCGGGGUUACGUAUUUUUGCAGUUUCACCGUCGAUAAGUCACCAGAGUGAGGAAUUUUAAUUCUUUUGAACUGCUUUUCUUCGGAAGCCUGUUUUCAUUUAUUGAUAGUUGUUGCAUCUAAUGAAGCAGCAUCUAAAACCAGGGAUAUUGUCACGCACCAAUAUAUCACCAAUGAAUGAUGUAGUAUUUUUAUCAGUCAAAUUACAAGAGCGAAGGAUCAACAUUAAUAUCUCAAUGAAGUAAAAAAGUGUACUUACUUACAUUUAGGAUGGCAAAAACAAGUGAUAAGGAUAGGAGUAGUUACUUUUAAGUUUUUGAUGCCAAAUGGUUUGAAAUUUAUUAGAAUAGAUGCAAAGUGUCAAUUGAUGCCUUUGAUAAGAGGAGGAGGUAAGUGACUUUUUUGACAAGGUGUUAUGGACCUUACAUUUUUUGGAAGUGAACCUUGCAAAUAGAUUGACCUCAAUGGUGCGAUUUUUGGUCUGUAUUUUAUACUAGCAGAAGUGCAGCCUUUUAACUUGGAGCUUUUCUCCUCAGGAAGCGAAAAAAAAAAAGUCUCUUAUCUCCUCCACCCACAAAUAGCUUAAAUUCUGCCAUUAACAGUUUAUUUUUUCAACGACCAACCAGCAUUUAUAGAUUAACAUUGCAUAAUUCAAAGAAUCGCUCUAGAAAAUAGUUGUUCCUUUCAACUUUAAAUAUUUUUGGUACAGUAAAAUCUGUAGUGUCUGGGCACAUAUUUUUUGCUGUGAAGCAGUUCUUAGAAUUUGUUCGAGGGUAGUCACCAGCCAUUUAACUCCAAUGCAUCAUUUUUGCCAAGCUAAUUAGCAAAAGAUAAUGUGAAAGGUGUCAGUUAAAGCCUUAUUUAACGAAUUGAUGACAUAAAAAACUCUGCUUAAUCCAAUGUGGUAUCGCAAAAUUCACUGUGCAUCUGUAGGUGGAAUCAUAUUAAAUGUAUUGAUCCCUUAGUCUGAAAAACCGGUUCUUCACUAUGAUGUCAGUCUGAAAUUUCCCCUGCAAUAGGUGAAAUCUCAAACUAAGAUAUAAAUUAGCUCUCAUGUUAUUGAAUUCCCUGUGGGGGUGAGACCUGCAGUAAAAACACUAACCGUUUUAUUUUCUUUGGCUACUGUAGGUUCAUUUUUCGUAACUCCUUGUGUUUUCAUUGCUUACUUUUUUGCAAUAAAAGAGCGAAGUCAAAGUCUCUGCAAAAGUUCAGGUUUGAAGUUCAGUUUAAAUUUUCUACUGUUCCCAAAAUUUCUAACAUGGUGCCCAGUAGAAUGUAUAAUUCACGAAUGAAAAAGUUGAUUUUAUUCUAAAUGUUUCAUUGUGGCUAAAUCAAGACUCUGCUAAAACUCAUAUCUGUCGCAGGAUAGUAAUGUUACAUCAAGGCGUAGGUACUUCAAAAACUGUUCUUUUCAUUAACAGUUUCUUUCAAUGAAUAAAAUGAUUUGCUUCUUAGUAUAAUCACCCUCUUGAAGUUUUCUUUGAGCCUGUAAAAAUUAACAGAGAAUGAAACAUGUGUAAAUAUAUUUCUCAGUUGCCCUAAUUGCUCUAUUCAUAUCCCUUGAAUCAUUGUCAUCUCAAAAAGUUUGAACGAAUGUUUAGUCACUAAAUGAAGAUCGAUAGUAUUGGAAUAAGAGUGUGUGACACAGCACAUUCCUGUUGAACCACUAAUGAUUCUUCGAGAUUUCUCAUACUAGUUUCUCACUUUUUAUAUAUUUAAAGCUCUUUUCACACUUUUUUGUGUAUUAGCUGCAAUCAAUUCUUAAGUUUCUCGUAAUCACCUAAGUAUUUGACCGUAUGUUUGAUGGAUCCCACAUUAGUUCGUCCGAUUAUCUAGUUAGGUAGUGCAUGAAAAUGUCACGCUAUCAAUUGAAUGAACAAUUGAAGCAAUGCUGUCCACUUUAAGAUUCUUUAACCAGUCUCUUUUUUGUCAUACAUUGCGACAAAAUCGCAAGCAAAUCAUUGAAAUUAUGUUUCGCUGAUGGGGGACAAAGAGACUAAGUUGAAACAGAUUUAUGUAAUAGGUUGUUUGUAUUAUUUGGCCUUCAUUUUAUCUUUAUCGAAUUGGAUGAUUCAACAGCUUUUGUCAUCAGAAGAUGUGUUAGUAGCACGUUGACUGUCAGACAUAACUGUAGUAGAAUAAAGGUAUUAUGGGACAUGAUUGACCAAUCCUGUAAUUGUAUUUCAACUCAAGCGUAUCCUGUCCUACUGGCAAAGACAAAAUUAUGUUAAUUCGUCCAAAAUUUUUUUUCUCUUGUGGAAGAGUGUUUUAACUGUGAAAUUUCUUUAUUCCAAGAACAUAGACCAUUUUUUUUUUUUUUUUCCACUUCUGAUGUUGCUGUAAUAAAAUAAGUAUCUCUAAUUUGUUAGACUGUUCAAAUCAUCAAAGUAAUAUCCCACAUUUUAUUUCAUCAAGUAAUCUGAAACAAAAUGAAAUUAAAUGGCAUGAAGAAGGCUUCAUUAUAACAAUUGUCCAAACUGUAAUUCAGCCAACAGGUUGGAAGGAAUGAGCGGCAUUCAUUAUAUACGAACUCUCGUUUUGCAAGAACACAUAUUCAUCCUUGACUUGAAUUUUUGAGGAGGUAUUGUGCUUUCAAAAUGGACUGACUGUCACCCAAAGUGUAUUAAUGAACAGGAAGAGGACAGAGGAAAAUUUUAAUGUUUAUUUUUCCCUAUCUGUUUUUUUAAAUAACUUGCCUGCCAAUACGUAGAAUGGAGCUUCCAAACGUUAGCAGUUGUUUGUCUCCUUUCUGUUUUGCAUUUUCACUCUUUAGUUUAUAAUGCAUUGCUCCUAAACGUCUUUUUUUUUUUAUUUCUCGUUUUUUUAUUGAUGUCGUUUCAGAAUUGUUUGUUUAAAUUAUACCACAGUACAGGUUUUGAAGUCAAGGACUAUCAAAGUUGUUCUACUUGAAGUUAGCCUCUUGAAUAUGCUUUAAAGAGUAUCGCCGGUGAAGCUGCAAAAAUGCUUAUCUCGGUUGCGGUGUUUCAAAAUCUUUGCUUCUCUUUUAUUUUUUAAAGGGAGAUCAGAUCAAACUCAUUGCUUGAAAUUUUUAUAGAAUAAUCUUCACAUAUAGAAUAAAAACUAUCAAAGUUUUCGAAAAAUGACGUUGAGAAGUUUUCUACGUAGAAAAUUAAGCAUGACAGGAAGUCUGCAACGUCGCAAAUCGAGCAACGCAUUUCUGCAGUUUCGCCAUUGUUAUAUUCAAUUAAAAAGCUCUGCUUUGAUUAGACCUACAUUCUAAAAAGAUUUCUCAUUUCAAGCAAAGGAAAUCAGAAUUAUUAAAUCGGUAUCGCAAUACCUAAUACGCAGCUAUCACACAUACAGUCUGACUGUACAAUCAAUUACAUUCGCGGGCUAAAUUUGUCGGCGACAGCUGACUGUACAUUCUCUCUACGCACACUGUCAACUGUACAUUCAGGGACUGUAUGUGUGAUGGUUGCUAUAUACUAUAACAGACAGUCUAAAUUAUUGAAAAUUCUUAGGUAGCUUUUGUCUUAAAGAUUUCGACAAAUUUUUGUUUGAAGACAACCUCUAAGACAUCGAAGACCAAUUUUUUCAUCAAGUGGAAUGAUAGUUUCCAGUUUUAGCCCCUGAAAUUCUAACAGAAUUUCCGUAUCUGUGAUUUGUAGAUAGCCCAAUUUAUUUUGUUAAGUUUUUCUCCCUUUUUCUUGUCAACGACUGGUUAGUGAAAGCAAAUCAUUUUUAUGAAAUUAAAUUAGUUAGAUUCAUUCUAAUUCCUUCGGAUUUACAAUGCUUUUUUGUUGAAUUUUUCCUCUGCUUCUGUUAUCGAAUAAAGGUCUCUUUGUGCAGAGACCUAAUAAUUUUUAAUGAGGAAAAAAUAUUAUGAUUUCUCUUCACAAGUAAUUAAAUGAAGAGAAUUUUCAAAAACCAUCAUCUUUUCAAUUUUAUGUGUCCAAAUAUUUUAGUCAAUUUCGGUGGCAUGAAACAAAAUCUGUCUUCGCCUUUUUUGUAGUGCACAGAGACUUCAUUUUCUCCAAACUGGAGCCCGAUUGUUGAAAUGUAUGUCGGCACGACAAGAAUCGAAAAUAGAUAUAUUACACGGCGUAGAUAGGGCUAUGUCUUGUCUUAUCGCGCCGACAUAGCCAGUUAAAGUUUCAACAAUCCGGCUGCUGGAGCAGUGAUAAAACUACUCCUUAAAAUGUAAAUGCUCAGUACUUAAGCUCAGGCAGUGUCCAAUAUAUCAAAACUAGCUAUUUUUCUUGUUAUUUAAACACUAGAUCCUGAAAUUUAUCAAUUUAUUUCUCAACUCAUUGUAAGGCACAUACUAUACAGGAUACCGAAUGACCUUUAUAUGCUUCACCACCUCAUUCUCGGGUAACUGAUCCCAUCCAUCCAAGCCGUCUUUUGUGUCCUAAAUUCUGAUAAUAGAAAUAGAUAUCACAUUCUUUUAAAGCAUCAAUGCUACCAUAGCAAAAAUACUUCCACCCAUUUUUGUCGUAAAAUGUUUUCAAUACAUGCUCAUGCCAUGUAAUGCCUUCAAGUUGGCAAUGUCCCUUCGGACCCAAAUGAUUCUAUGUGUGUGCGUUAGUUCCCAUCUAUAAAGCAGGCUCAAUACAUGUUAGAUUGAGGUCUGAACCUUUGGUGGAUGUAUCUGAGUGCAGUAUCAAGUUAGCAACGUGAAUUCUUAAUGCCAACGUGACGUCGGAUCAUUUUCGUACUAACAAUUAGAUGAGCAAUGUCAAUAGUGCAGUUAGCGCUAUGAACUUACUCUUAGAUUCUCCCUCUUUGUAAGGUGGUCAGAAUAGUGCCUGCCAACUAUGUUCUUCUCGAGUUUCUUUCUUUAUGAUAGUUCUAUUUCAACAAGUGAGUACUUGGUGAACUUGAAGAUGAAUUCUCUGCUUUUAUUUUAAAACUCUAUUUAUUUCUGUCAUCCAGUUGCCUCACGUGAAAAAUUUUUUGGAAAAUUUUGCCAAUGGACAGUUGGUGCAAGUAUACCAGCCUUUAGUUCGAAGUGACUAGUUUGUAACAAUUAUUUUUUGUCAGUUUAGUUUUUUUUAUUAUCAAUCAAAAAAUGAAGUAAUAACUCCUCAUAUUUUCUCAAAACUUGCAGCCAAAAAUGGAAAUUUUGUUAGAUUUUUUCUCAACUUUUUUUUGUUUUGAUGUAUUUAUCACCUUUUAUGUAUAAUUUCCUGACAGUAUGUAUUGAUGGAUUUGAAUUUUAAUCCCUAUUUUCUUAAAAACACUCAGCCUAUCAUUUUUAAGUACGGAAUUAAUGUAUUCAAAUCUUUACAAUGGCGUAAAAUGCCAUGAGCUUAGAGAGCAUUGUUAGCACUGAUGCUCACUUCGUUUUGUCUAACGGAGUGCAAUAGAAAAACUUUGAUCAUUAUUUUCUCAUUGAAAGAAGUUGGAAAAAUCUAGAUAAUAGAUCUACUGUUUCACUCCUAAAGUUACUGAACGAAAGUCUUGCCAUAUUUCCAUUACAUGUGCUCUUGAAUAUACCUGUUCACUGUCUUCGAAAAAUCAGAUAAUACCUGGAGGAAAAAUUCUUAAAAAAUCUCAGAAAAUGUUGAUACUAGUCGGUUGAUACUACUACAAGGUUAGAAGUUCUGACGCUGUGAAUGUGCUUUCAUUCAAUUUCGGAAAUGGAGGGCAUAGACCAGGAGCAAACUGGCCAAGGGAGCUAGGGCCCAUUUUGCCAGAUUUAGAGGCCCUAUAUGAUGCCUUUCAUGAAAUCUUGCAGGGCCUCCUUGAACCUUCCCUUCACCUUUUAUCAGGAGAGGCCCCCAAUCCUCUUUUCUAUUCGAACUCUUGGAGCCAGUCGGCCCCGGACUCCGACCAAAGUUUAUAGCGCACAAAAUUGGACCCUCUAAUUGACUUUAUCAAGAAUAUUUCUGGAGAAAAAUUGGAGAUGUACUUACUUUGGGAUUUGCUUAUGGACACAAUCUAGACUCAUCUAAAAAAUCUAUUUUCAGAAUUGACUCCCUAUUUCCAUUGCAUAACACAAUUCAACACAGCUUGUAAAUGAUAGGGGUUAUCAUCUUCCCAAAGACAGCUAACAUCAAACGCUUUUACUCAUGUGUUUUAAUGAAACUGUUUUGAAAAACUUUGAUGAUUAUGAGUGAAAGUAUUUUUUAGUCUUUUAGCAGCCUAGGUAUUUGUAUUGAAAAAAUCGCAUUUCUGACGCAGCAAUGUUGCUAGAAUUUAUCGUGUAUCCAUAAUGUUUGAAAUAGAAAUCAGGUGAACAGAAAAUAUUGCUUAUCAACAUUUGAGGUACUUUUCAUGCACCUGUUUUAUAUUUUCAACAUUAAGAGAGCAUGUUAGAUGUGUUGCAACGCCGUAAGAUCAAAAAUGUAUAAUUUAAUGAGUAAAUUUUAGGAAGUCAAUUGCACUGUGUUUCCAAGUCUCUUGAGCUCUUGAACAUAUUUUGAAUGUUCUCAAAACACAAGCUCAGAGGCUUUCUGUACCAUGGCCUCUUUUAUUAUUAGUUUUUCUAAUGUUCCCUCAUUUUUAAUGAUUCAACUUGACUUGACUGAAACGGGCGGUGGAAUGUGUAAGUUUGUUAUCAUCCGCCUAGCCUUCAAGCUUGUGAUUUUUGGACGUAACUGCGCCAAAGAAGCUUAUCUACUUUGGAUUUCUUUCAUAAGUUAGUUUCUUUUGCGUAAGUGCGUUCAUUUGAUGACUCAACUCCCGAGUUUUUUUUAUUCCUAUUUGAUAAAUGAUGCUGCUCACUCUAAAAGCACAGCUUUAAACCAACGUGUACAGCGAUUAUUUUUUUAGCCAAUGCGAGGAGUACAUUGUUACAGCCUUCACGUGGAAGCAUUUGCCUUAGAUAAUAAAUGUAUGAUCUUACAUGUGAAUGUCUUCCUAUUCGCAGAAUAUCUUCGACUUUGUUAUUUUUUUCCUUCUUCCUCUGAAAUGUGAAUAGCAGAAAAUGACUAAAUGAACUCAUUGAUUCCAUUCAGUAUACCAAUAUGAAACGGAAGAUGAAUAUGAGCAAGUUGCACUCUACAUUGUUUUAAUUUUGUUAUGUUUUCAGUUGAUUACUUCAGCUUUGUAUCAUUUUCGUGUAUAAAUACAAUUGUAUACAUUACUAAUAUCAAUUUCAUUGUAUAAUAUCUCAAAGUACCAUAUAUUACAUAUUAUAUCAUGCUUGCAGCAAUUCAA
This is a messenger RNA of Bemisia tabaci, 15987 nucleotides long. It is a transcript of the gene Su(Tpl), whose product is annotated as Suppressor of Triplolethal. The record is from RefSeq and is a predicted model, not a curated record. Lineage: Eukaryota; Metazoa; Arthropoda; Insecta; Hemiptera; Aleyrodidae. Gene Ontology annotation, molecular function: cis-regulatory region sequence-specific DNA binding. Gene Ontology annotation, biological process: transcription elongation by RNA polymerase II; positive regulation of transcription elongation by RNA polymerase II; snRNA transcription by RNA polymerase II. Gene Ontology annotation, cellular component: transcription elongation factor complex.